Molecule: messenger RNA, 1774 nt
Organism: Loxodonta africana (African savanna elephant)
Lineage: Eukaryota; Metazoa; Chordata; Mammalia; Proboscidea; Elephantidae
Product: arylamine N-acetyltransferase 1
Exons: 2
Coding region: 267-1139 (290 amino acids)
Molecular function (GO): arylamine N-acetyltransferase activity
Source: RefSeq, a predicted model, not a curated record
UUUUUCAAUGAACAGAUUUGAAUAAGACAGCUUCCGCACCCCAGGCCUCAGAACUACAUUUCCUCAGGACUACAUUUCCCAUGAUCCUGGGCCUGAUUCCAAAGUGGACUCUGGAGGCGGAACUGUGUGGAAAGCCAAUGAAGGCUCUUCCACUUCAAGUCUGAGAACUGCUCUUCAUUUGGUUCCUGGUUGCUGGUCCUAAGGCGGCUCCGUAAGUGAGGUACAGUGUGAUUUGAAUAUGGAGAUAAAUCUUCUAUCAGGAGAUCAUGGACCUUGAAGCAUAUUUUGAAAGAAUUGGGUAUACAGGCCCUAGGGGGAAAUUGGACUUGGAAACAUUAACUGACAUCCUUCAACACCAGAUCCGAGCCAUUCCCUUUGAGAACCUUAACAUCCAUUGUGAAGAAGCAAUGGAGUUGGACUUGGAGGCAAUUUUUGAUCAAGUUGUUAGGAGGAAGCGAGGCGGGUGGUGUCUCCAGGUCAAUCACCUCCUGUACUGGGCUUUGACUACAAUGGGUUUUGAGACUACAAUGUUGGGAGGUUAUGUUUACAGCACUCCAGCUGAAAGAUACAGCAACAAAAUGAUUCACCUCCUGUUGCAGGUGACCAUAGAUGACAGAAACUACAUAGUGGAUGCUGGGUUUGGGCGCUCCUACCAGAUGUGGCAGCCUCUGGAGUUAAUUUCUGGGAAGGAUCAACCUCAGAUACCCUGCAUCUUCCGCUUGAGGGAAGAGGGAGGGACCUGGUGCCUGGACCAAAUCAGAAGAGAGGAGCACAUUCCAAAUGAAGAAUUUCUUAAUUCUGAUCUCCUGGAAAAGAAUAAAUACCGAAAAAUCUACUCUUUUACUCUUAAGCCUCGAACAAUUGAAGAUUUUGAGUCUGUGAAUGAAUACCUUCAGACAUCUCCACUAUCUGUGUUUACAAGCAAAUCCUUUUGUUCCUUGCAGACACGAGAAGGGGUUCACUGUUUAGUGGGCUUCACCCUCACCUCUCGAAAAUUCAAUUAUAAGGACAAUACGGAUCUGGUAGAGUUUAAGACCCUAAAUGAGGAUGAAGUAAAAGAAGUGCUGAAGAAUCUGUUCAAUAUUUCCUUGCAGAAAAAACUUGUGCCCAAACACGGUGACCGAUUUUUUACCGUUUAGAGGAAGGAGCGAAAAAUAGUCAUGAGUAUUACUUCAGGUAUUCAAAGUUGUUAUUUUUGAGAGUUUCAAACAUAUAUAAAAGUAAAGAGAAUAUAAUACUAAACUUGUCUUGUUUUAAUUACCCAGCUCAUCAACUCUCAACUGAUGGCUUAUUGUAUUCCUUCUAUACCCCCAAAUUAUGGUGAAGAAAAUUCUAGACAUUAAAUCAUCAUUUCACCCAUAAAAAUUUUAGUGCGUGUCAUUAAAUGAUAAUAUUCCAAUAAAACAAUCAUACACCUUUUCAAAAUUAAUAAUAAUAAUGGCAUUUUAUCGUUAUGGUCUGGUUUAUCCUGGAAAGCAUUGUGAUUUGUGCUGGAAAACCUUCAAAAUUUUUAAAUGUUAAAGACUUUCCAGCAUAAAUAUCAGAAAAUAUGAUAAUACAAUAUGAAGGAGAUCAUUUCCAUUGAGAGGAAGCAGUUCUUUGGAAGGUCCUGAAGGGUUAUCGUUCCUCCCUCCCUACUAGCAUUCCUUGACUUCAAGAACAAACAACCACCACCACCACUCCACCCACAAACACAUGCCUGAUAACUUGUUGUUUUUGUUGUUAGGUGCCAUCAAGUCAGUUCUGACUCAUAGUGACCCUAUGCACAACAGAG